Molecule: messenger RNA, 2185 nt
Organism: Brassica oleracea var. oleracea
Lineage: Eukaryota; Viridiplantae; Streptophyta; Magnoliopsida; Brassicales; Brassicaceae
Product: probable LRR receptor-like serine/threonine-protein kinase RKF3
Exons: 1
Coding region: 112-1974 (620 amino acids)
Biological process (GO): protein phosphorylation
Molecular function (GO): ATP binding; protein kinase activity
Source: RefSeq, a predicted model, not a curated record
CAUGAAAACACUAGAGAGAGAGACAAGAGAGAACAGGAUAUUUACAAAAGCAAAGUCAACUAAACCUUCUCUCUCUCGUCCCUUAUUCUCUUUUGCCGGCGCCACCGCCAGAUGUUUCUCCGUCGAACCGCCGUCGUCUACAUACUCCUCUUCUUCACCGCAGCAUCCUCUUCCUUAGUCGCAGCUCAGAACUCUUCAUGUCCUCUCGACUUCUCCAUCUUACAACCUUUCAAGCGUCCAAGCCCCGAUGGCUCCACCACCUGCCAAUACCUCCUCCAAGGCCUCCGUCUGGUCUACUCUCACCACCUGCGUCAGACAGGUUCAUUCUCACCGCCUCUCUCCUCCGCCUCCUCUUGCUGGGACGCUUUACAGUCCUCCAUCGCCGGGUUCCUCCCUCGCUUUGACGUCAGAUCAAGAUGCGGUUUCCAGACGCCGUGGAUCUCUCAGGGGUGUAUGAACAUCACCACCAGGUCUCAGUUUGAAGCUCUGAUCCCUAACUCAACGCUGAGCACGGCUGUGAUGAGAUGUAACCUCUCUCUUGAGAGUAAUACUCCUUGUGCUUCGUGUACUCAGAGCUUGUCUGCGUUUCAAGCUUAUCUCACUGGAGCUUCACUAGGAAACGUCUCCGACUGUACUGGCUUUUCUUCGAUCUACGGCGCUGCUUUCGCUAACAGGUUCGGUCCUACUGAUAAAGGAACUGCGAAAUGCUUGUUUCUGCUUGAUCUUGCUUCUUCUAGUGGCAGCGGCUCUGGUAAGAAGAAGGUGGUGAAGAUACUAGUUCCGUUAUUUUUUAUACUUGUUGUAGCAUCCGCUUUGAUUCUAUGGUACUAUUUAAAGAGAAAGAGAGACUUCAAGAUGAGGAGGAUGAAGCUGAGGCAGCAGAGAGAUAGUUUAGAAGCUGGAAGGCUAGACUCAAUGAGCGAGAGCACUACUCUGGUUAAGUUCACUUUCGAGGAGAUCAAGAAAGCCACCAACAACUUCUCCAGGCACAACAUCAUAGGCAGGGGAGGCUACGGUAACGUGUUCAAGGGAGUCUUGCAAGACGGCACUGAGGUUGCUUUCAAGAGGUUCAAGAACUGUUCGGCUAAUGGAGACGCCAACUUCGCUCACGAAGUUGAGGUCAUUGCGAGCAUACGCCACGUCAAUCUUCUUGCCCUGAGAGGCUACUGCACGGCGACUACGGCUUACGAAGGUCACCAGAGGAUCAUAGUGUGUGAUCUUGUGAGUAACGGUAGUCUUCACGACCAUCUGUUCGGAGACUCGGAGACUCACCUUCCCUGGCCUCUAAGGCAGAGGAUAGCUCUUGGGAUGGCGAGAGGACUUGCUUAUCUGCACUACGGCGCGCAGCCGUCGAUCAUCCACAGGGACAUCAAGGCUAGUAACAUUCUCUUGGACGAGAGGUUCGAAGCCAAAGUUGCUGACUUCGGGCUAGCCAAGUUCAACCCCGAAGGAAUGACGCAUAUGAGCACGCGUGUCGCGGGCACGAUGGGAUACGUAGCUCCAGAGUAUGCGCUCUACGGGAAGUUGACAGAGAAGAGCGACGUGUACAGCUUCGGUGUGGUGCUUUUAGAGCUUCUGAGCGGGAGAAAGGCGAUUGUGACGGACGAGGAAGGGCAGCCUGUGUCGGUGUCCGACUGGGCGUGGGCCCUUGUCAGAGAAGGGCAGACGCUGGACGUGGUGGAAGACGGGAUGCCGGAGAAGGGAUCUCCUGAGGUCCUGGAGAAGUAUGUGUUGAUAGCAGUGCUUUGCUCUCACCCUCAGCUACACGCGAGACCGACGAUGGACCAAGUGGUGAAGAUGCUGGAGAGUAAUGAGUUCACUGUUAUCUCUAUACCUCAACGGCCGAUCUCUCUGGUGGCUUGUAGGGAGGAGAUAGACCGGUCCGUUAGUAGCAGCAGUGGCUCUGGGAAGCUGACUAGCCCCACGGGUUAUCAGGCCUUCUCCUUUGGAGCUGAUGGACCUGGACACCAAUGAGCUCUCUGUUUUUGCUGGUAACUUGUGAAUAGUUGUUAGUGUGUACAUUCAUUUCAUUCUUUGAUGGUUCUGUCACUUAAGCAUAAGAUGUAUCGCUCCAAUAAAUUUAUCUUUGUGUAAUGCUUUCCUAUCCAGAGAAUUAAGUAGAGAUAAUAGAAAUCUUACAUGUUCGUAUAUCGUUUUGUCCUUUACUAAGAAGAAGUUGUACAUA